GUCGAGCCAGCCGGUCGAUCCGGCAAGACCUCCUGACAAUAAAUGCAAAUUCUGUGCUAAAUUUUGUUCGCUAAGUGAAGUUAAGUGUACUAAUAGUGCAUGUGAUACUCUUCUACAUGGAAAAUGUUUCGAUUCAAUUGCCAAGAUUGUGCCAAUGAAAAAGGAAGAAUUCCGUUGUAAAUAUUGUUUGGGAGACGGCAAGGUGUCUAGUAGCAGUACCGAUGUGCUGCUCUUGCAUAAAGAAAUUGAUUGCCUUACACGAGAAAAGCAAUUGCUAGAAAAGUAUCAAUGAUCAGAAGAUGGCGAGAGAUGUCCAAGGAGAAAGCGGUGGAGGUGGAGGAGGCCGCCUCUCCUACGACAACCCUACCCUCAGUGUAUCUUCAGAUAGCUUUAAUUAUAGAAGUAGGAAUGACUCAUCUUAUAUGGGGAGUAAUGAUUUUAUUGUGAUAGACAACACGUCAAAGCGCUCGACCGUGGUGGAAACAGUGAAACAGGUAGUACCGUGGGCACGGAGGAAAGCGCGAGGUGCAUGCAGCCGCAAAAUGCUGCUGCGGCGGCUGCCCAUCCUUGCCUGGCUUCCCUCGUACGAUUCGGGGAACGCUGUCGGUGAUCUCAUAGCAGGAAUCACGGUGGGACUUACAGUUAUACCUCAGGCGUUGGCAUAUGCCAACAUUGCCGGUCUCCCAGCAGAGUAUGGCUUGUACAGUUCCUUCCUGGGGACAUUCAUCUACAUCUUUCUGGGCAGCUGUAAAGACGUACCUAUGGGCCCCUCGGCGAUCUCAGCCCUUAUGACGUUCCAAGUGAUCCACGGAUAUGGACCCGAACAUGCCAUCCUCUUGUGUUUCCUGACCGGUAUCGUACAGUUCCUUAUGGGUGUUUUUGGAUUAGGGUUUCUCAUAGACUUCGUAUCAGGACCAGUUUCUUCAGGAUUCACAUCGGCUGUUGCAAUGAUCAUCGUUACUUCUCAAAUGAAAGACGUACUGGGUAUUCACAUACAAUCAGGUGGCAGUUCCACAUUCAUAGGGACAUGGCGGAGUAUCUUCCAAGAUAUUCAUAACACUCAAGCUUGGGACACCACGUUAGGAGUUGUUUGUAUCGUGGUUUUGCUUAUGCUGAGAAUAAUCGGUUCAAUAAAAUUUGGAUCCACCCAGAAAGGAAUGGAACCGACGAAACUACAAAAAAUUGGUAACGCCACGCUGUGGCUCAUCGGUACUGCCAGGAACGCCAUUCUUGUGGUUGUUUGUGGAUUUCUUGGAUAUUCGUUCCACCAAAAUGGUGCGAUUCCCUUCAAGGUGAUAGGCAUAGUACCACAAGGAUUACCGGAACUGAAACUUCCUCCAUUUGGAUAUGAAAGAGAAGUAAAUGGUACUAUAAUACGAACCACUUUCUUGGAUAUGGUGUCGCAACUUGGAAGCGGCAUCAUAGUGGUACCCCUGAUAGGAAUUUUAGAGAACAUUGCCGUAUGCAAAGCUUUCGCAAACGGUAAGAUGGUGGACGCUACCCAGGAGUUCAUCGCUAUCGGCGUGUGCAACAUCUGUAACUCCUUCGUCCAGUCUUUCCCAUCUACAGGUUCACUAUCCAGAAGCGCAGUGAACAACUCCAGCGGUGUGCGAACUCCUUUAGGUGGACUCUACACUUCGGUCUUGGUUAUCCUGGCGCUGCUCUUCUUCACACCAUAUUUCUUCUUUAUUCCGAAGGCCGCUCUUGGGGCCAUUAUUAUUGCUGCUGUCAUCUUCAUGGUUGAAGUGAAGGUUGUAAAACCCAUGUGGAGGUCCAAAAAGAGUGAUUUGAUCCUUGGUUUUACGACCUUCAUAGCUUGCCUGGUACUGGCUCUAGAAGUUGGAAUUUUAGUUGGAGUGGGAAUUAAUCUGCUCUUCAUACUUUAUCAUGCUGCUAGACCGAAGAUAACGGUUGAGAAAUUGAGGAGUCGAUGUGGAACAGAAUACUUGAUGCUAACUCCUGAUAGAUGUCUCAUCUUUCCUUCGGUAGACUACGUGCGAAAUCUGGUGACGAAGCACAGCAUCAGGCAAGGAAUCCCAGUGGUAAUUGACUGCUCACACAUCUAUGGAGCAGAUUACACAGCUGCUACGGUUAUAGAAACAUUGACACAGGAUUUCACUGCCAGAAACCAGCCACUGUUUUUCUACAACCUGAAACCAUCAGUCAGCUCGGUAUUUGCAGGAGUUUCUCCUAAAGAUUUCAUCGCUUUCUACAAUGAAGACGAGAUCGACAUCCUGCUAAAAAAUCGUUCUUAUGUGAAAAAACAAAUGGAAAGUUUAAAAGCUUAAAGCUGGUAUUUGAGUUUAUUUCAGAGAUCUGACUUAACGUGUACAUAUGGUAAAAUUCUAUGCUUAGUUCAGUAAAAAGUAAGGAUACAUUUUAAUUUGGUCUCCAAAUUAACCCAUUUUAAGCACGUUCAAGUGUACGCAUGAGUAAACAUUUGGCACAACGCAUGCUUAACAAAUAAAAAAUCAGUUGAGUUGAACAAAAAAGCUAAGAUUUCUUACUAUGUCAGUCUGUCAAUGAAAUUGAAAAUAUUCAUUCUUCUAGUGCCACAACCUCAUAUGUUGGUAUAAUAUGUAUGCUUUCGCAUUUUCGAAAAAAAUUACAGAAAAUGACAUUUGGAACAUUACAAAAAGUAGAUCACUUUUAUGAGUUGUCAAGUUUUGCAUAGGCCCCUCGUCAUUAUGCCAGAAGGAUGCCAAGCAUAGUGGGUAGACGUAAAUAUAGAUUGAUAUUUGAGCAUUAUGUAAAUCAGUAUUUCUGGUACUUACGAAAAGAAAUUCCAGUGAUAUUGUUUUGCUUGCAAAUAUUUCAAUUCCACAGUUUAUUAAAAUAAGCACCACAUCCUUAAUAUGAUUUUAACUUGAUGAUACUCUUGUAGUAUCAACACUGAUUAGCUCAUGAGUAAUAUCCAACAUUAAUUUUAAGCCAAACGUAGUUUUAACAUCUACCUUUAAUAUUCGUUGCUUUAGAGUUAUAUUUUGGUGCCACAAUAACUGUUAAUCAGUAUUUUUACAAAGCAGUGACAUAGUUUUAUUCAAAGAUUACAAACAAUAACAGUGUACUGUAAGUAUAACCGAAUUACCAGACAUCACUUGAAUUGUCGCAGUAACAUCAGUAAAAUAAAUUGUUAUUUUUCAUACAAAAGCAGAGAAGUAAGCUGACAGUCUAAAAAAUUACAAAUAUUUCGUUUAGUGUAUGUAUUAACAAGUAGAAUAAAGUACAUUCAUUUUCUACAACUAUGUUCAUUGCAAAACAAUAAAUGUAGUAAUGUAGUUUUUUAAUGAGACAUAUACUGCCAAUGUUUCAUUUUUGUUUAGCACGCCUAAAUUAUUUUGAUAUGAGCUACGAGAAAUACAUUCAGUUCCAUGCUUACCUAUUGUAAUUUUACCUUUUAUAUUUAUUAUGAUAGAAGCAAAUUUUAGAUACAUAGUAUUUAUUUUUACCGUAGUAGAGAGAACUCAUGUAGUUAGACUGUGAUAUAUAUUUUUAUAAAAAUAAAUCUGGUACGUAUUUCAUGAA
Molecule: messenger RNA, 3525 nt
Organism: Acanthoscelides obtectus
Lineage: Eukaryota; Metazoa; Arthropoda; Insecta; Coleoptera; Chrysomelidae
Source: the annotation of a GenBank genome assembly